Cylindrotheca closterium is the source of this 1062-nucleotide messenger RNA. Lineage: Eukaryota; Bacillariophyta; Bacillariophyceae; Bacillariales; Bacillariaceae. The record is from the annotation of a GenBank genome assembly.
AUGAAGGUCGCAAUCUACAAUCUAAUAGCAAGUUUUGCGUUCCUGUCGCUCGGAAACUCGUUUAGAUUACACACCACAGUACCACCACCUCUUCGAGUUUCUUCAAGCCUCUCUGAAUCGAAUUAUGGCAACGACGCAGUCGACUCUUGCAGAACAAAAGAUGGAAUUUCUCGUCGAGGAGCAAUUGCUGCAUGCGCGAUACCCCUGGUCUUCUUACCUUUGACUUCAUUGGCAGCCGAAACGCCACCGGAAAACUACGAAUGUCUAUUGGAUCUUCCACCUCUACCGGAAGAUCAAGUUCGAAUUUACCUUUGCCGACAUGGACAAACUGAAAAUAAUCGACUACGAAAAGUCCAAGGGGCCAGAGUCGACCCGCCAAUCAAUACAAAUGGUAUCAUACAAGCACAGAACGCGGGAAAAGCAUUAAGUAAAGCUAGUCCUUGCCCCCAAACGUUCUUUUGCUCUGACUUGCAGAGAGCACGACUAACAGCAGAACAAGCCUCGAGUCAAAUCAAUCCGCAAAUUGUACCAAAACCCCUGAGUCUUUUGCGGGAAGUCGAUUUUGGUCCUGUUGCUGAAGGACAGCCAGUUGCAACUGCGAAAGCUGGUAUGGAAGCGACCUAUGCCGCCUGGGCUAUUGGAAAUGUUGAUUACCGUCCCACUGGAGGGGGCGAAUCGGGAAGAGAAGUUCUAAAUCGAGCUGUCGAGUCGAUGGAAUAUCUUGUGAAACAAGCCGAAGAUUCGCCUAAUAGAUGUGUUGGUGCGGUGAGCCAUUCUACCUUUAUUCGCAUCCUCGUAGGGAUAUUGCUGGAUGAACCACUGGUAAAGACAGCAACUCGAAAAAUUGACAAUUGCAGCAUUACCGUUUUGGAUUUUCCAAAGGGAUUCAAAACUCAACGACUCGGGCCCAAGGACAAACUGUUGGGUGGACUUUUGUCUCGAGCACCGCCCGAUUUUACGCUAGAUGUUCCAAUUUGCACCGUCGUGAGGACGAAUGAAAACCGACACUUGCCAGAGAUUCCCCUGGGAGAACUACUACCUAGUCGAGCACGAGAUGGAUAG